Globicephala melas (long-finned pilot whale) is the source of this 3680-nucleotide messenger RNA. RefSeq names its product integrin subunit beta 2 (gene ITGB2). Gene Ontology annotation, biological process: integrin-mediated signaling pathway; cell migration; cell adhesion mediated by integrin. Gene Ontology annotation, cellular component: focal adhesion; integrin complex; cell surface. Gene Ontology annotation, molecular function: integrin binding; amyloid-beta binding. Lineage: Eukaryota; Metazoa; Chordata; Mammalia; Artiodactyla; Delphinidae. The record is from RefSeq and is a predicted model, not a curated record.
CAGGCGCGGGCGUGCUGGGGAUGCCAGCGCGGGCCUUUCCCCGGACCCCGAGCGCCUUCAGCCUCCGCAGGGCGCGGACCUCCUCGCGGGUCCGGUGGUCCCAGGAAGUCGUGGAAGGAUGGCUUCCGGGAGAGCCUCGGGGCAAACACCCGGCCGCCCAUCCCAGUCCACCCGGCCCUUCGGGGCCCUCCGCAAGGACUUCCGGAUGACGCCCCCGCUCUCUGCUCUCGGGUUUCCCAAACCCCACCAGGCUGCGCGUUAGAGCGCACAGCACCUGCGAAUAGCGGGGCUGCAGACCCCCGGUUCUGACCCGCUGCUCCUCCCAGCGCCCGCGGCUCCUUGCGGCGUGGGCGCCGCCCUGGCCAGUGACCGGGCUGGGACGUGGAGCCCCAGGGCCCACUGCAUCCCAGCCCUGACUAACCCUGGGCCAAUGCCCUGACCCCACGCAUCUCCAUGUGCCCACUGUCAGGACUUCCUUCCUGGGGUGGUCCUGGGGCUGCAGCAGCCUCCCGCGUACAGCGCCCAGCCCGGUGAACCUGGCCCCGGAUAAGCCUUCCUUAGCCCUCCUCAGCCCCAGGAAGGCGUCCUAUCAGCCCCCUCCCUGGCCACACUCCUCUCCCCUCAGCCCCUGCCGGGCCUGAGUCUAGGUCUCGGGAGCCCCCGGGGCCUCUCCCCGGAGAGGAGGCCCGGUUCACGCGCCCCCAGCGAGCUGGCCAGGCUUGGAGGUGACUUGGGCAAGACACAGCAUCGUGGGCCUCAUGUGUGACUGCAGCCUCCCCCCAGUGUUGGCAACAAAACUGCACCCCCCCGGGAACCUCUGUAUGUUCCUGACUUAGAACAGGAAGCAUCGCGCCUUCACCAGUGGAGUCUCGGGCGGGCCGGCAUCUUCCCACACCCGCUGCAGCACCGGCCUGGUCAAGAGCGGAGCCCAAGCCCCUGCCAGCCCAGCCAGGACCAGCCCUGCUGAGACUCCAGAGCGUCGAGCAGGACAUGCUGCGCCAGCGCCCCCAGCUGCUGCUCCUGGGGAGCCUGCUCGCCCUCCGGUCUGUCCUUUCCCAGGAGUGCACCAAGUACAGAGUCAGCACCUGCCGGGACUGCGUUGAGUCAGGGCCUGGCUGCGCCUGGUGCCAGAAGCUGAACUUCACGGGGCAAGGGGAGCCUGACUCCACUCGCUGUGACACGCGGGAGCAGCUGCUGUCAAAGGGCUGCGCGACGGAUGACAUCAUCGACCCCAGGAGCCACGCCACGACCCAGGAGGACCAGGUGGGGGGCCAGAAGCAGCUGUCCCCACAGAAAGUGACACUCUACCUGAGACCAGGUCAGGCGGCUGUGUUCAACGUGACCUUCCAGCGGGCCAAGGGCUACCCCAUCGACCUGUACUACCUGAUGGACCUCUCAUACUCCAUGCUGGACGACCUCAUCAACGUCAAGAAGCUGGGGGGCGACCUGCUCCGGGCCCUCAACGAGAUCACCGAGUCCGGCCGCAUCGGCUUCGGGUCCUUCGUGGACAAGACGGUGCUCCCCUUCGUCAACACGCACCCCGAGAAGCUGCGGAACCCGUGCCCCAACAAGGAGAAGGAGUGCCAGGCCCCGUUCGCCUUUCGGCACGUGCUGAAACUCACCGACAACUCCAAUCAGUUCCGGACGGAGGUCGGGAAGCAGCUGAUCUCGGGAAACUUGGACGCCCCCGAGGGUGGGCUGGACGCCAUGAUGCAAGUCGCCGCGUGCCCGGAGGAGAUCGGCUGGCGCAACGUCACCAGACUGCUGGUGUUUGCCACGGAUGACGGCUUCCACUUUGCGGGAGACGGGAAGCUGGGCGCCAUCCUCACUCCCAACGACGGCCACUGCCACCUGGAGGACAACAUGUAUAAAAGCAGCAACGAAUUCGACUACCCAUCGGUGGGCCAGCUGGCACACAAGCUGGCAGAAAGCAAUAUCCAGCCCAUCUUCGCUGUGACCAAGAGAAUGGUGGCAACGUACGAGAAGCUCACGGAGAUCAUCCCCAAGUCUGCAGUCGGGGAGCUGUCAGACGACUCCAGCAACGUAGUCCAGCUUAUUAAGAACGCCUACAACAAACUGUCCUCCAGAGUCUUUCUGGAUCACAACACCCUCCCUGACACCCUGAAAGUCACCUACGACUCCUUCUGCAGUAACGGGGUAUCGAAGGUGGACCAGCCCAGAGGGGACUGCGACGGCGUCCAGAUCAACGUGCCGAUCACCUUCCAGGUGAAGGUCACAGCCACAGAGUGCAUCCAGGAGCAGUCAUUCGUCAUCCGGGCGCUGGGCUUCACGGACACGGUGACUGUGCGGGUCCUCCCCCAGUGCAAGUGCCGGUGCCGGGACGCGAGCCGGGACCACAGCCUCUGCGGCGGCAGGGGCUCCAUGGAGUGCGGAGUCUGCAGGUGCGACGCCGGCUACAUAGGGAAGAACUGCGAGUGCCAGACGCAGGGCCGGAGCAGCCAGGAGCUGGAGGGAAGCUGCCGGAAGGACAACGGCUCCAUCAUCUGCUCGGGGCUGGGGGACUGCAUCUGCGGGCAGUGCGUGUGCCACACGAGCGAUGUGCCCAACAAGAAGAUCUACGGCCAGUUCUGCGAGUGUGACAACGUCAACUGCGAGCGCUACGACGGCCAAGUCUGCGGGGGCGAGAAGCGAGGGCUCUGCUUCUGCGGCACCUGCAGGUGCCACAACGGCCACGAGGGCUCGGCGUGCCAGUGCCUCAAGUCUACGAAGGGCUGCCUCAACCUGGAUGGCGUCGAGUGCAGCGGCCGCGGCCGGUGCCGCUGCAACGUGUGCCAGUGCGACCCCGGCUACCAGCCGCCCCUGUGCCUCGAGUGCCCGGGCUGCCCCGCGCCCUGCGCCCGCUACGCCAACUGCGCCGAGUGUCUGAAGUUCGACCAGGGCCCCUUCGCCAAGAACUGCAGCGCAGCGUGCGGGGAGACGAAGCUGCUGCCCAGGCCACUGCCCGGCCGCACGUGCAAGGAGCGCGACUCCGAGGGCUGCUGGAUGACCUACACCCUGCUGCAGCGCGAGGGGCGGGACAGAUACGACGUGCACGUGAACGACACGCGCGAGUGCGUGAAGGGCCCCAACGUCGCCGCCAUCGUGGGGGGCACCGUGGCAGGCGUCGUGCUCGUCGGCCUCCUCCUGCUGGGCAUCUGGAAGGUCCUGACCCACCUGAGUGACCUCAGGGAGUACAAGCGCUUCGAGAAGGAGAAGCUGAAGUCCCAGUGGAAUAACGACAACCCCCUUUUCAAGAGCGCCACCACGACAGUCAUGAACCCUAAGUUUGCUGAGAGUUAGGGCUGCUUGGUGAAGACGGGGCCUCCUGCGCCGCCCAGGAGGAGCGCCCCAUGCCACGUCCCCUCCCGCAGGCCGCCCGUGACCCCGUCGCCCGGUGGACUCGGCUGGCGACACUUGACGACUUCACCACUAACGGAAAGUCCACCGUUUUCCUGCCCCCAGAAUGACAGACGCGGCCAGAUAAUGCUAGGGAUUCAUCAGAAGGGCCAGCCUCCCCCUUCUGACAUGAGUGACUUUUGAUAGCUCGCGUCCCAUAAGGUUAGACAUGUGUUGUCCUUUGUAAAAAUUAGCACUGCGGUCUGAUGAAAGGUGGUACAGAUUUAUUUAUAUGUGAACUUCUCAGAGUGUAAAAUUACAUCCCGUUGAUCAUGCUGCGCCCA